AUGGUGAAUUCAUUGGCCAUUGAUAUGAAUCUCUGCGAUGAUUGGAUACCAUAUAAGAAGGAAAAGUGCUUUAAAGUCAUUGAAAAUCGUGCGAACAAUACAGUGGCACAAAGCAAAUGCGCGCAACUAUACCCUAACGCCUCGUUGAUAACCAUCGGGUCGGCCGACGAACAAGCAUUUGUCACAAAAUUUCUUUCCUAUUAUAUCACCGUUGCUGAUAGAGUGUGGACAGGUAUGGCCAAUACUAAGGGGUCGGGCUAUAGUAACUGGGUCGAUGAUUUCCCGAAUAAAAGAUCAGUGUUAUAUGAAUAUUGCGUUCAAAUGAGUAUUAUUGGUAACUUUGCGGGCAAAUGGUAUUCGGAAAUGUGUGCCCAACGAGCUUUGGUGGAAUUAUUAAUGAUCAAGGACUGA
This is a messenger RNA of Medioppia subpectinata, 411 nucleotides long. The record is from the annotation of a GenBank genome assembly. NCBI's taxonomy places the organism in Eukaryota, Metazoa, Arthropoda, Arachnida, Sarcoptiformes, Oppiidae.